AUGCAACUGAAGAACCAUACGCCGAAAAUUACCAAAUCCAAUUGCAAUCCUAUAUCCUGGGGACACAAAACGGUCUUCCCUAAGCUAUUAGGAGCAGAUAGGGAGACAUGGAAUAAUUACGACGGUUCUGAGGUUAUCAAACGUUACGAUGGACCACGAAGAGAAAUACUGGCAGAUCAGGGAACGGACGACUAUUUUUACCACACGACUAAAACCUUAAACCCCGAACGUCUCGUUGAAGUUGCCGCUGCAAAUCCCAAAGUCACAGUGAACAUGCGGAUGCAUCCAGGACUUGAUCAUGGAUUUAAUUUCGUGAAAAGAUUUUGGAAAGACCACUUUGCUCAUCAUGCUCGCAACUUGUUUCUAGAGUCGCAAGGAGUGUCUUUUUAG
Molecule: messenger RNA, 390 nt
Organism: Folsomia candida
Lineage: Eukaryota; Metazoa; Arthropoda; Collembola; Entomobryomorpha; Isotomidae
Product: S-formylglutathione hydrolase-like
Exons: 4
Coding region: 1-390 (129 amino acids)
Biological process (GO): formaldehyde catabolic process
Cellular component (GO): cytosol
Molecular function (GO): S-formylglutathione hydrolase activity
Source: RefSeq, a predicted model, not a curated record